CCUCCUCCUCGAGCUCAUCCUCAAUGGGCGGCGUGAGGAGGCUGAGCGCGCGCCCGACCCUCACCAUCAUCAUCAUCAUCACCACCAUCACCAGCACCACGUCGACACGUUUAACUUCGCCCAUGCGUGGCUUUACAUGCACACCAUUCCCACACUUGUUUCUGAUGAGAAUGCCUCUAAUCCUCUCCGAUGAUGGAAUGAUAAAGGGCGCGCCAUGUUUCUGUCCUAGCCUUCUUUAUUUGACGGUUUUAUCCGUGGAGACGGACUCGCACGCGCUGUGGACACGUUGAUGACAGUACGACACCGUGGAGCAGCUUUCCGGCCUGAUAGCUACGACAUUUAUUCAAGCGUGCCUUGCCAGAUGGUAGUGGGUACCAUUUUUAUGAUGGUCUUUGGUAUGACCCGACCGCGAAUAGAACUCAACGAUCUCCCGAUCGAGAGGCGGACACGCUACCACUAGGCCACUAGCCGGAUUGCCAAGAGCACCGGCUUGGAUCAGUUUUCCUGCUUCUCCUGGCCCCUUUGUUGUUCCUCUUCCUCUUCAUUCUCCUCCUCUUCCCAACCCCAGAAUCCUCCACCAGUCACAAUGCCCACCACCUGCUCUAUCCAAUACAUGCACGAGAAGUUCCACCUUCUCCUGUAGUAAUGCCCGCUCUGGCCCAGUGCCAGUCUCCACCCACUGCCCUACCCACCGCUCCUCCUCUUGCCAUCCCACCCCUUGCCAUUGCCAUUGUUGCCAUCUGUAGGCUCCUGCACCAUGAAGGAUGAGGUCAUCAACACCAAUGCGCUGGCCUGGCUGGUCUGCUCUGGGGUGUCUAUCUUGGCCAAUGCCUGGGGCAUCCUGAGUGUGAGCGCCAAGCAGAAGAAGUGGAAGCCUCUGGAGUUCCUGAUCUGCACACUGGCCGGCACGCACAUCCUCAACAUGGGCAUCCCUAUCACCAUGUACUGCGUCAUCCAGCUGCGCCGCCAGCACUCCAAUUAUGAGUGGAACGAAGGCCUCUGCAAGGUCUUUGUCUCCACAUUCUACACUCUUACUCUGGUCACCUGCUUCUCUGUCACAUCGCUCUCCUACCACCGCAUGUGGAUGGUCCGGUGGCCUGUUAAUUACAGGCUGAGCAACACAAAGAAGCAGGCUGUGCACACAGUGAUGGGUAUCUGGAUGGUUUCUUUCAUCCUGUCCACACUGCCUGCUGUGGGCUGGCACGACACUAGUGAGCGCUUCUACGCCCACGACUGUCGCUUUAUCGUGACUGAAAUCGGCCUAGGCUUCGGUGUCUGCUUCCUGCUGCUGAUCAGUGGCAGUGUAACAAUGGGAGUCAUCUGCAUCGGCAUUGCUCUCUUCCAGACGUUCUCCAUGCAAACAGGCCACAGUGCUGACAAGAACAAGUUCAACGUGCCCACUAUUGUGGUCGAAGAUGCUCAGGGUAAGCGCCGCUCAUCCAUCGAUGGCUCCGAACCAAUCAAGACCUCUCUGCAAAUCACCUACUUGAUCAGCGGCAUCGUGUUCAUCUAUGACUUCCUUACUGGCUUUCCCAUUCUGGUGGUGAGCUUUGCCAGUUUGAAGUACGACCAUUCGUAUACCUGGAUGGUACUGUGUGUGUUGUGGUGCUCCAUAGCCCAGUCCAUCCUGCUCCCCAUGUUCCUGUGGGCCUGUGACCGCUACCGUGCCGAUGUCAAGGUGGUCUGGGAGAAAUGCGUUGCCAUUAUGUCCAACGACGAAGUGGAUGAAGAAAACAGCCAGGAUGGAGGCAUUCAUCCGGACUUAAUAUAUGACAGACCUUAUGACUAUAGCUCCGCUGCUGAUAUCAUGACGGUAGACCGUAUUGCCAAGUACGAAUUCUCGACCUUAGAAAGGGGGGUCCCCCAGUGUUAUCCAUUGAGGGAGCCUCAGGAAGAUAAAAUGCACUAUUUGCAGGUGCCCCCUACAAGAAGAUACUCCCACGACGAAACCGACAUGUGGACCACAGGGCCGAUUCCUUCCUACCUGCACCGCUGGGGCUCCACCGAGGACAUGAUGGGUGUGCCACGUUACACCUCGAACCGCCACGAGAGGCGGCGCAGCAGCCUGGCAUCAUGCCACGAGGAGAGCAGCCGCCAUCAACGCGCACAUAGGAGCUCCGACGGGACGCGCUCUCUCCCGCGACCCCAGCGCUCUGAGGACGAGUUGGGGUGCUUCAGCCGUGACGAGGUCAUCAACUUCAUUGACGAAACACCUCUGGCCAGCCCGAUCAGGAGCCCCCGUCAUGCAUCGGCGCUCUCGUUAGUGUCUGGCGCUCAAGAACGCCAGAUUAUCCUGCUGCCACACUUCCCGCUCACACAUUUCGAGCGGGAGCCUCAGGCCCUGCGGCGAGCCUCUGAACACAAGGGUUCACGCUCUGAACUGCAUCAGGGCUCACCAAGAAAGGAGAGUAAUAGCAGGGGGAGAGCAGAAGAAGUGGGUUUGAACGAAUGUGGAACUGAUAAAGGCUGUCGUGAGCAGCGGCGGGAUGGAAAACGUGCGUCUGAACUGAUUUUAACAGGCCAGAGCGUGUGGACAGCAGCACACUCGUCACUCAGGGGGAAAUCAGGACAAGGGGACGCGCAUGUGACUAAGAGCAAAAUCCAAGGGAGCAUGAACAGUUUUAGAAACUCACAAUCACCGUCGUCGAGAUAUACUGCGUUUCAGUCCGGGUCCAUCGGCUCGACGACCUAAGAUCCCGGAGUUUUUAUUAUUCUACGUCAUACACACAUCUCUUACUAUUGAUAUGAUGAGUAUUCUUGUUCUACAUAUUCAAGUGGAAUGUUUUUGUAAUAUGGACGCUUCGUGAUCAAGUCUUGAGAAGUGGUCAAAACAAAGACGCGUACAUUCUUUUAUAGCUAUUUUUAAAUGUUACAAAUAUACAAAACAUGAUAAUCUUGUACUGCAUUCUUUGGAGUUAAUAUUUCAACUUAAAUAGAAUUACGAGAGUAGGAAGGGCCUUCUUUCAGCUGGUGUUUACAACAGCCACAACUAGCCAUUCAAACUUUUUACUGGAUUCCUAUUCCACUCUUUUUCACCAUUUCUGUUGUUUAUGGUUGUGUGGUAUGUUAUUAUAUUAUGAUUUUAUAAAAUGAUUCGAUAAAUGUACAGUAGAUAUGAUAUGAUUUGCACCGAAAAACAAAACAAAAGGCUUGUUUUUUGUCUUCAUUUUCAACCUUGAUAUUUCAUGCACAAAACUUUUUCAUAUGAUUUGUGGAGAGAAGAAGUUAACGUUUCAGAUUAGAUACGUGCCAACAUUCAGCAAACUAAAGUUUAGGUUGUAUUCUAAUAUAAAGUUUCAACAUGCCUUAUUUUUACUGCUCCGAUUUGUUUUAAAGUAACGGAUGCCCUUGAGAUAUUUGAGAACAUUUAGAAUGUUUGAAUGGUGGAGUAAAAUCAGUUUAGUUGUCAGAGAAGGCUGUUAUUUCUAUCAAAUUUCUAAAAUGAUCUUAUAUGAGCGCUUAACCACGACAAUUCAGUUUUACAAAUUGGUUUUGGGGUUUUUUCCAGAAUGAAAAUGUGUAUUUGCCUGUGUACAGUAAAUGCCACACAUGGUUAUUUAUCCAUUAAAUCACCACAGUUCUAUUUGAACUCAACUCUACUGCCUCAGUCCUGCAUUACUCUCUACCACUGCUUGUAUGUUCCACUCUUCUAUACGCUCAGAAAAUAAAGUACAUUAUUGUA
This is a messenger RNA of Neoarius graeffei (lesser salmon catfish), 3682 nucleotides long. Its product is annotated as probable G-protein coupled receptor 153. Gene Ontology annotation, molecular function: G protein-coupled receptor activity. The coding region runs from base 758 to 2692 and encodes 644 amino acids. Gene Ontology annotation, biological process: G protein-coupled receptor signaling pathway. Gene Ontology annotation, cellular component: membrane. The record is from RefSeq and is a predicted model, not a curated record. The transcript is spliced from 7 exons. Lineage: Eukaryota; Metazoa; Chordata; Actinopteri; Siluriformes; Ariidae.